AUGUCUGCACGUGUUUUCCUUGGCGAUGAAGGUGCCCGGAACGAGGCUUGGCUUAAGAUCACAAGAGAGUACACAACCAACGGAUACAUUGCUUCAGCAAUCCUACGCCUUUGGCCUAAGCCCCUGAGACCCCUUGUCAACAGAAUCUUUCCCAAGUGUCGCCAGCUACGGGCUCAAGUCUUGGAAGCUCGCAAGAUUGUCAACGAGAUCAUUGACAGGCGCCGCAAAACUAAAGCAGAUGCUCUACGCCAAGGCAUUCCUGCACCCGUCUUCAACAACGCCGUAGAGUGGUGGGAGCAAGAUACCAAAGAUGAAAGCGUUGAGUAUGACCCAGUCAUCGGCCAGCUUGUGCUUUCACAAUCAUCCAUUCACACGACGACCGACUUUCUCACGCAGGUCAUUUUGGAUAUUGCUGCCAAUCCGGAGGUCAAAGGUCCACUGCUCGAGGAGAUCAAGCAGGCUAAGAGCACGUAUGGGUGGUCCAAAUCUGCUUUGUACAGUAUGCGCCUUACUGAGAGCGUUAUGAAAGAGAGUCAACGGAUGAAGCCCAUUGCGCGUUGCACCAUGAAUCGAAUGGUACUGGAUGACAUGUAUCUUUCUGACGGCACGCUAUUAAAAAAGGGGGCUCUCCUGGGAGUCUCGGUAGACCGCAUGUGGGAUGAGCGGGUCUAUGAGAACGCGCAGAAAUGGGAUGGCUGGCGCUUUUAUCGCAAGUAUCAGCAAUCUCCAGAUGCCAGGGAUGUCCCCAUAGUCAACACGGGGCCUAACUAUCUGGCCUGGGGGUAUGGAAAAUUGGCUUGCGCUGGCCACUUCUUUGUCACCCAGGAGGCAAAGAUAGUCUCAUCUCCAUCUGAUACAAAAGUCUCGGCGUUUGGACUCGUGUUAGCAUCUAACCUUAAGGCGAGAAUUAAGAUUCGUAGACGUGCUGAAUAG
Exserohilum turcica Et28A is the source of this 933-nucleotide messenger RNA. RefSeq lists its product as uncharacterized. The transcript is spliced from 3 exons. Bases 1 to 933 code for a protein of 310 amino acids. The record is from RefSeq and is a predicted model, not a curated record. Lineage: Eukaryota; Fungi; Ascomycota; Dothideomycetes; Pleosporales; Pleosporaceae. Gene Ontology annotation, molecular function: iron ion binding; monooxygenase activity; oxidoreductase activity, acting on paired donors, with incorporation or reduction of molecular oxygen.